Molecule: messenger RNA, 1368 nt
Organism: Pogoniulus pusillus (Red-fronted tinkerbird)
Lineage: Eukaryota; Metazoa; Chordata; Aves; Piciformes; Lybiidae
Gene: INSYN1
Product: inhibitory synaptic factor 1
Exons: 2
Coding region: 391-1332 (313 amino acids)
Biological process (GO): inhibitory postsynaptic potential
Cellular component (GO): postsynaptic density
Source: RefSeq, a predicted model, not a curated record
CCUCCUCCUCCUCCUCCUCCUCCUCCUCCUCCUCUCCCAGCUCCUCCGCAGCAGGCAGGGACAUCCCUGCCGGGCUCGGCAGCUCUCUCCCUCCUCUUCUCACUCCAUCACCUCCCCGCAUCCCGCCGGGACCGUGGGUUUAGCUCCGUCCUACUACAGCAUUCCCACCUCUGCAUGGUGCAUCCCGAACCUUCUGACCGCUCCGAAUCGGAGCCCUCCGACCUCGCAGGGAGGCGAGAGUGCGGCUGGGACUUUCUUGGAGGCAGGGCAACGUUAAGAUGUUGAAAGGUCCCCGGCCGAGAGGGGCUGCGUGGACGCCAGGCCACCCGGCUAGAGGGGAGCAGGAUGGACAGAGCCGUUGGGGCCGGGAAUCGAGGCCGGUAGGGAAGGAUGGACUCCCAGACCUGCCAGGACAGGCAGCCCAGUGACCACCCCAGCAGCAGCAGCAGCAGCAACAGCAGCAGCAGCAGCAGCAGCAGCAGCAGCAAUUGUAGCAGCAGCAAAAGCAAUUGUGAAAGGGAAAGGAUCCGGAGUCGGAUGAAAAUGGUGAUCGGGCAACUGGAAGGCAUCUUACAGGAGCUCAAGGAGGUGGCCAAGGAGCUCCGGGAGGUGGUGAGCCAGAUCGACCGACUGACGUCCGACUUCGAGUUCGAGCUGGAGCCCGACGACUGGACCACGGCGACGGCCAGCAGCACCUCCAGCAGCGACAAGGGGGGAGGCGUCUUCGAGCUGGGGCCCCUCGAUUUCCCCACCUCCGACAUCCUCUCCGACAGCUGGGAAUUCUGCUCCUUCUUGGAUGCUUCCACCCCUUCCGACCCGGGCGACGCCGUCGAACCCCCGCGGGCUCAGCCUCCUCCCCCGCCGCUCCGCCAGCCCGAUUACCGGCUGAUGAACGGGGGCAUCCCCAUCACCAACGGGCCCAGGGGAGGAGGAACCCCGGAUUCAUCCAGCGAGGAAGCCUUCAGCACCACAACCACUCAAAAGCUCACCUCUCACCACCGCCCCGCCGGGACCCGGGAACGGGUCCGGUUCAGCGACAAGGUGCUCUACCACGCACUGUGCUGCGACGACGACCGGGACGGUGACAGCACAGCGUCGCCAGGGGAUGAUGGUGGUGGUGGUGGUGGUGGCUCCGAGGAGCCUACCCGUAAAGUGACGGCUGGACCACCUUCAAAGCAUCCUUCUGCCAGCAGCAGCGGUAGCGGCGGGGGUGGUGGAGCCGCAGGGCGGCGGCUGACGAGGAACAGCAGCACGCAGACGGUGGCCGACAAAAGCACCCAGACGGUGCUGCCUUAUGUGCCAGCCAAGCAGAGGCUGAAGAACAAGAACUGACACCCGAGCAUCUCCUCCACACGGAUUUGGGGGAUG